This is a messenger RNA of Adineta steineri, 1308 nucleotides long. NCBI's taxonomy places the organism in Eukaryota, Metazoa, Rotifera, Eurotatoria, Adinetida, Adinetidae. The record is from the annotation of a GenBank genome assembly.
AUGCAACCACUAUGUGCUGUUGAUACGUGUAAACGUAAAUGCCGUGGAUUAUGUUAUUGUUGUGGUAAAAAUCUUUGUCCUGAUCAUUUCAAAGAACAUGAUGAUAGAAUUAAUUCUCAAGUCACUCCACUUGGUGAUCAACUUAAUGAAAUUUCUGAUGAAUUUUCGAAAAUUAUUGUUGAUGAUAUUAUUGUCCAUUGUCGUCAAGUACUAGAUAAAUGGCGUGAUGAUUCUCGUAAAACGAUUGAUCUAUUUUAUCAAGAAAAAUGUAAAGAACUUGAAGAACGUUGCGUUCAACGAGUUAAUGAUCAACAAAAACAAAUUGAUAAUACAAAAGUUAAAAUAAAUGAUCUUAUUCGAGAAAAGGAAGCUACUUAUGAAGAUAUUCCUUCAUUAACAACAAUUGUAAAUGAUAUUAAACGUGAUGUUAAUCAUUUUAAAGAAGAAGGAAUUAUAGUCGAUACUAAUCCUUUGAUUAUUAAUAAAAAAGGUCUGAUUUAUAUUGAAGAAUGGUCAUUAGAUGAAGUUGAUCUGCCAAAUAUUUCAUUUCCAUAUGAAGAAAUCGGUUGUUCAAUCUAUGCAAUAGCCAGCAACAAUCAAUUUUUAUUAUUAGUUCAAAAUUCGAAUUUAUGUUUGUUUGAUCGAGAUCUUAAUCAUGUUAAAAAAUGUUCAUGGGAACAUGACAUUAUCUGCGACAUCUGUUGGUCUUCGACAUUAAAUAUAUUUAUUCUAGUGACUGAUAAAGAUGGUAUUUUUCUUGUAGAUGAAAAUCUAACCUCAAUUAAAUCAAUCGAAACGAUUGAAAAGAAGAAUUGGUUGUCUUGUACAUGCUCAAACUCAAGUCUGUUUGUUACAACAAAUAGUAAAGGUUCUGAUAUUUUUCAAUUCAAUGUUUUAUCUUCUUUUAAUUUAACCAAACAAUGGAAACCUGAAACGAGUUGUGGAACUCAAGAAUAUAUUUAUAGUAUAGCUAAUAAUAAUGAAACACUUGCAAUGAUAAUAGCAAACACUACUACUGUUAAGAAAGUACGAAUCGAUCUUCGAUCAUUAACAACACUCGACCAAUUAUGGUCACUUAACCUUUAUGAUACGAAUGGGCCUGCUAAGUUGAUAAGUCGCGUGUGUCUGCUAAGAUGUGAUGAAUGGCUUGUAGCCGAUCCCAGUGGUUCUCGUCUUUUUCAUAUUACUAAAGAUGGAAAAAUAAAAGAAUCACUUGAUAAUAAACUAAAGCCUUGGAAUGCUAUUUUAUUUGGUUCGAAUAUAUUAGCUAUUAAUACAACAAAAUGUGUCAAUUUUUAUCGAGUUUAA